AUGGUGGGCGUUUCACCUGGACGAACUACGCGGCGCAGUGGCUCCAUCUCCAGUGUGUUGCAGUCGUCGUCCUCCUCAUCGGCCACUUGUACGUCUCUGGAGAACAACGUCGACUACAGCGGCGCUGACGUCGGCAGUGCUCCCAGCGCCAACGCUAAUGGGUGCUGCAACAUCUGCUCCAACAACAACGCCUGCGGUGCGUUCACCUGGACCAACUACAACGGCGGCACUUGCUGGCUCAAGAGCUCCAAGGGCAGCGCCAAGUCCAGCCCCGGCUCUAUCUCGAGCUCUGUCCAGAAGUCCAACACUGGCGGCAACACCGGUGGCGGCUGGAAGAUGUCGCCCGUCAAGGUCGUCCAAGCCCGUGUCCAGGGUGACGCGCCUGUGUGGCACCCGGAAGUGGGUCUGUGGCUGUCCAAGUUCGGCACCAACGCGGAGCAGAACUACGUCAACAACCUGGACACCGUCAACACGGCGUCCGUUGAAGGCGCGCUCAUGUACGUGCAGGCCGAGGGCAUCAACGUGAACGAGCAGUCGGUCAAGUGCCGGCGUAAGAACAACAUGCAGUACGUCGUCUUCUACGAGAUGACCAUCGUCCAGCCGACCAACAGCAUCAAGUACUACGAGAACCACUCUCCUCCGGAGUACGGUGACUUCGUCGCUAUGGACGGUGCCAAGUGCACGAACGCCGGCGCGGAUAUCCCCAAGAGCUGCAAGGUGUACUACGGACUGGACGGUACCAAGGACAUCGGUCCGAACGUCGGGUGCAACCCGCAAGGGUCCGACCCGCGUGCGCCGUACCCGAACAACUACUGGUGCUCGUUCCCCAACUCGUGCGCUCAGAAGUACCGUGCGGACAAGACGAACGAGUGCAGAGCUCAGUACGACGGCGGUCUGUGCCCCAUGGGCGUCCAGCCUGAUGGCGUCAAGUGCACGUACAACUACAAGAUUCUGGGCUACCUGAACAUCGACGACCUGGUCGGUAUCACGAAGAUGGGCUUCCAGACCUACCAGCAGUUCUGCCAGAGCGGCGGUAUUGAGUUCAAGGCUAGAAACACUGGCCGUGGCUUCGAGGUCGAGCAGUGCAUUGACUUCUGGAAGAACCCGGGAGACCAGAACGCCAACGCUAACCGUGCCGCCCAAAUGGUGACCACGUACAACCAACUGAUCAGCAGUGGCAGGAGCCCCAACAUGAGUCCUCUGCCUUCGGUUGAGAGUAUGUCUGCGUCCAACCCCAAGUGCUACCAGAACAGUGCCGUGUGCGCGCGUGCCCAGUUCGGAUGCAAGCGCUCGCUCUUCUCGCAGAUCUGCUCCGUGUGCUCGGGUCCGGAUGCUGGAUGUGAGAAGGCUCCGGCUGGCUACUCGUUCCCCAACCUGACGCUGCCCCCUGGAAACUAAGCGUGGCCCAGAUGACAUCUUCGACGUGCAAUUCACACCGAGGCUUCUCGUUUUGCUCAUAGGGAUUUAAAACUGUGUAGAUGCUCCAAUGACUGCUAUCAAAGCAGUACGUACGUUAAGAUCAUUUUCUUCCUAAAA
Messenger RNA from Phytophthora infestans T30-4, 1536 nucleotides. RefSeq lists its product as uncharacterized. NCBI's taxonomy places the organism in Eukaryota, Oomycota, Peronosporomycetes, Peronosporales, Peronosporaceae. Gene Ontology annotation, biological process: proteolysis. Gene Ontology annotation, molecular function: protein binding. The record is from RefSeq and is a predicted model, not a curated record. The coding region runs from base 1 to 1398 and encodes 465 amino acids. The transcript is spliced from 2 exons. Gene Ontology annotation, cellular component: extracellular region.